AUGACGAUUUACAAAGAUAAAUACUCCAGGAAAUUCCGUGCAAGAUAUUCUGGAAGAUCAUGUCUCCAGCAUCCAACCAAGACACUUUCUUCCCCAACUCAAUCGAAAAGUCCACACCUGAAAACACCCAUCACGAUGCACAUCCAGAAUCUCAUCUCCUCCUCCUUUCUUCUGCUCCUUUCCUUCCCUAUCUCCACGACCGCAACAACACCACGCCCCCCCUAUCCCAACCGCACCCUAGCCGGCAUAACCAUGAUCGACACCCCCAUCGUCCGCGACGCCCAAGCCUACGCCCGACGCUACUGCUCCGACUCAACCUACAACCACAUCAUGCGCUCCUGGCUCCUCGGUCUCCUCCACCUCUCCCACGACCCCGCCCUCGCCUCCAAAAUCGACCUCGAAGUCCACGCCCUCGGCCUGAUCCUCCACGACCUGGCAACCAACCACUCCCUCUCCGCCCCCUUCGUCACCCCCAACCGGCGCUUCGAAGUUGAUUCUGCCAUUGCAGCAGCAGAUUUCAUCCGUUCACACCCCGACGGGAAAAAAUGGCCGGGGUGGCGGGUUCAGAGGGUGUGGGAUGGGAUUGCGUUGCAUGCCGAGCCCGGGUUGGCGUUGUAUAAAGAGGCGGAUGUUUUUGCGAUAUAUUGGGGUAAUGAACUGGAAUUCUCGUGGGAGAGGCCCGGGGGAGAGAGGAAGGGGGUGACGGCUGAGGAGAGGGAGAGGGUGUUGCAGGAGUUUCCCAGGCCGACGUUGGAGGAGGGCGGGAGGGGGAAUGUGUUUGCUUUUGUGGCUUGGUAUUGUAAAUACAAGCCGGAGAGCACUUAUAGUGAGUUUGCCUUCCCUUCUUGUUGUUUUUCGGUAAGUGGGUGGGACAACGUGCUAACUUCUAUGGCGGUAGAUACUUGGAUGCAGCCGUUUGGGGAGCUGCUGGUGCCGGGUUAUUCGGCGGUGGGACAUCGGGUUAUUGAUGGGAGUUUGGCUGCUGUUGGGUUGAAUAUGAGUGGGAUUCUCAAGUGA
Molecule: messenger RNA, 1017 nt
Organism: Podospora anserina S mat+
Lineage: Eukaryota; Fungi; Ascomycota; Sordariomycetes; Sordariales; Podosporaceae
Exons: 1
Coding region: 1-1017 (338 amino acids)
Source: RefSeq, a predicted model, not a curated record